AUGUCGCGGCGAGAACGCCUGGGGUCACCGGUCCGCGAGGAGGACCACUCGCUCUUCGUCCAGUUCUUCCUCCAGGCGUCGCCGUACAUCACGGGCCACCGCGGGAAGACCUUCGUGAUCGUGAUACCCGGCGAAGCGCUCGACGACGAGGACACGGCGGAGUCGAUCCUGGACUCGGUGGCGCUGGCAGCCUCGCUGGGGGUCAAGCUCGUGCUCGUGCUCGGGUGCUUCCCGCAGAUCCAGUCGCUGAUCCGCACGCAGGGCGUGCAGGCGAAGUUCGUGAACGGGUACCGCGUGACGGACCGGGAGUCGCUCGUUGCCGCCAUGGAGGCCGCGGGGCAGGUGCGCCUGGAGGUGGAGGCCCGCUUGUCCCGCGGGCCCUCCGUGGCGAUGAUCCGGCGGCACGAGAAGUCCUCGCACCACCGCGUGCACUACAAGCCCGCGCUGCGCGUCGCGUCCGGCAACUACGUCAUGGCCAAGCGCCGCGGCAUCGUCGACGGCGUCAACUACGAGCACACGGGGGAGGUGCGCUUCGUGUGCGAGGACCUCAUCCAGCAGCAGAUGGACCAGGACUGCGUCGUCAUCCUCAACAACAUCGGCUUCACGACCAGCGGCGAGGUCCUCAACUGCAACACGUACGAGGUGGCCACGCACGUCGCGACCAGCAUCAAGGCCGACAAGCUGGUGUUCUUCACGCUGCAAGACGUCGAGCGCAUCGGACUGCCCAAGUGGCUCCCGCUGCUCGACGCGCAGGCGCUCGUCCAGAACAUGGCCUUCAACCGACAGGUCGAACGCGCCAAGAACGGAGACUGCCCGGCGCCCAUCUCCCCGGACGACCUCCAGGUCGACAUGGACAGCUGGGCGGUGCAGGGGUGCCCGUGGGAGCUGUCCUCCGCGGUCGCCGCGUGCCGCGCGGGCGUGAAGCGCGCCCACCUCAUUCCCGCGCGCCUCGACGGCGGGCUGCUCCUGGAGCUCUACACGCGCGACGGCGUCGGCACCAUGGUCAGCACGGACUUCUACGAGGGCUGCCGGCCCGCGCGCCGCGACGACCUCGACAGCGUGGCCGACAUGCUCGCUCCGCUGGAGCGCGCAGGCAUCAUGGCGCCGCGCAGCCGCGAGAAGCUGGCCGACGACCUGCAGUACUACUUCGUGAUCGAGCGGGACCAGAAGAUCCUGGCCUGCAGCGCGCUCAUCCCCCUGAGCGAGCACCUGGCGGAGGUGGCGGCGUUCUGCGUGCGCCCCGAGUACCGCGGCGACGGCAAGGGGGACUCGCUGCUGGACUACCUCGAGCACGUGGCGGCGAGCCGCGGCGUGCAGAUGCUGUGCUUGCUGACGACGCGGACGGCGGGGUGGUUCGAGCAGCGCGGGUUCACCAACGUCGGCCCCGCGCACGAGGCCGAGGAGCUGCCCGAGGCGCGGCGGGCGCGCAUCAACGCGGCGCGCAACAGCCAGGCGUACGUGAAGAUGCUGGACGAGCGCUGA
Molecule: messenger RNA, 1482 nt
Organism: Pedinophyceae sp. YPF-701
Lineage: Eukaryota; Viridiplantae; Chlorophyta; Pedinophyceae
Source: the annotation of a GenBank genome assembly